This is a messenger RNA of Prorocentrum cordatum, 534 nucleotides long. NCBI's taxonomy places the organism in Eukaryota, Dinophyceae, Prorocentrales, Prorocentraceae. The record is from the annotation of a GenBank genome assembly.
GACGACUGGGCGCCUCACCAACAAAGACCUGGCCAAGCUGUUCGAGGACCAGGCUACCUACGCCACGGGCUCAGAGAAGUUCACUGAGACGUUCAUCAAGGCAGCUUCGACGGUGUGGGAGCGCCUUUUGACUCCGCCUGGGCCGCGCGCUGUCCUGAUGGCGCUCGACGACGCUUAUGGGUUGGCUAAUCCUCUGAACUCAGUCUAUGUGAUGGAAGCCUUCGCCCAGAAAACUAAGAAUGGUGUGAUGUUGUUGUGGACCCUGCAUGGCGUGCAGGAUUGCUUGGAUUGCACGCUCACGACGCCUGGCGAGCUGAACAACAGGGCGCUGACUGGCAAGAACGCGGGCGGCAAGGGCCUGAUCGACCUCUUGAUGUUCAAGAAGGAGUGCGGCGAUUUCCUGAUCCAGUGGAUGGAGAGGAACCGCAUUGACAAGGCGACCAUGGAGUUGCUUCGCCCGGUCACGUCGCCAACUCUGAAGGCUUCAGACUGACCAGGCGGCAAAUCAAUCUUUCAAUCCUGCUUAAGCACCAG